This is a messenger RNA of Dioscorea cayenensis subsp. rotundata (Guinea yam), 2522 nucleotides long. Its product is annotated as UV-stimulated scaffold protein A homolog. Lineage: Eukaryota; Viridiplantae; Streptophyta; Magnoliopsida; Dioscoreales; Dioscoreaceae. Gene Ontology annotation, biological process: transcription-coupled nucleotide-excision repair; response to UV. Gene Ontology annotation, molecular function: ubiquitin binding; phosphatidylinositol binding; RNA polymerase II complex binding. The transcript is spliced from 2 exons. The record is from RefSeq and is a predicted model, not a curated record. Gene Ontology annotation, cellular component: chromosome. The coding region runs from base 14 to 1987 and encodes 657 amino acids.
UCGAAGGCAGGCAAUGGAGAGCGAGGAGAGGAUGUCUCAAGAGCGAGAAAUCGAAGCGGUGGGGGUGGUCGCGCGCUUGAUCGAGAUGGCCACUGACUCCACGGAUCAGGAGGUCGAUCCUCGCCUCCUCAAGGCUAUCAAAUCGGCUGUGCGGUCCUCUGAUGAUGAGGUCCGUGACGCUGUCCGUGCCCUAAUGAAUCAGAUGAAGAAGCCGCAUUCGCAGGUUAGGUACCUGACUGUUCUUAUCAUUGAUGAAUUGUUCAUGCGAUCCAAGUUGUUCAGAACUCUCCUUGUAGUAAAUUUUGAUCAGUUCCUGAGCUUAAGCAUCGGUUUCAGGAGAAAUCUGCCACUUCCACCCCCUUCAACCAUUGCAUCCACAUUACGCUCCAAGAGCAUAGAACUACUGGAGAAAUGGAAUACUUCUUUUGGAAUUCACUACAGGCAGCUCAGACUUGGUUUUGAUUACCUGAAGAACACCCUUAAAUUCCAUUUUCCUAAUCGAUUGGAAAAUGCAGCUCGGUUGCAACAAGAGAGAAGAGAAAGGGAAAUUAGAUCAAAACAGAUCUUACUCGAAAAAUUUCAAAACUUCAAGGAAUGCUAUUCCUUGAUCAAGGACAAGAUUCAGUCAACAAUUGAUGAAAUCGGUGAAUGUAUAGAAAUUCUUCAUGCAAAAGGGGAUGAUGAAUUUGUUAGUUACAUUGCCUCUGACGAUGAUGAGUUGGAAGAAUCUAGACCUCUUGCAUUGCAGCAGAUUCGACUGGAUGCUUUAAAAGAGGGACAGAAGGUAUAUGAAAGCAGUGAAAACAUGGCGAUUUUUGAUGUUCUGAGGGAAUUACUCAGGCUUCUAAUCUCAAAGCAUUUGCCCCUAGUGCAAAAGUGGAUGUCAGUUCUUGUGAGGGUCGAUGUUACAGAUAAGUUUAGGGAUACUGCAUUGAAGGAGUUCAUUGACCUUCGCAAUCAUAUUUUGUCAGCAAAGGAAAAAUGCGCUGAGCUAGGCUGUGUUUUUGUUGAUGGUCCUGUCCAAAAUGAUGAUGAGAAGGAUCUGUGGGAAGAUGGUAAGAUUGAAAUCGAUGCUCCUGGGGAAUCCAGUGGGCCUAAUAGUGAAGCCAAGGAUUCUGUUAAUACAGUUACUGCCAACAAUGAUAAGGCUCCAGCUCUUCAUGUCACUAAAUCAUCUGAUACCCGUUUCUUAAAUUUGCCCCCAGAAAAACGCAAACUUUUGAGCAUAGCACCAGUAGUAGAAUGGGGUCCAUUCUUGGACAACUGGGGCUUAAAUCGAGAUGCUCCUGCAAACCAAAGAGGGUUGGAGCUUGAAAGCCACUGGGGUCGGGUGGAUUCUGAUGCCGUCAUUCCAGCAGAAAAAAUUGCAGAGUUGAGUGUGCACCGAACUGUGUAUAAAGAACAGCCGGUUGAGAUCCAACCAUGUAAUGCUCCAUUAAAGAAAGGGGGACUCUGUCAGAGAAGGGAUCUGAAAGCUUGUCCUUUCCAUGGACUCAUUGUACCUCGAGAUGCUGAGGGGAAUCCGAUAGAACAAAUUCCUAGUAGUGUAGAGUCCAUAAACGAGCCCUCUGCAAGUGGCGUAAUAGAUACAGAACAAGAUCUUGACCUGGACAAGCUUACAGUUGAUCGACUUUUUAAGCAGGCAGUUAAAAAUGUUCGUGAAAGUGAUAGAGAUAUGAAGAAGACAUCUAAACGGGCGAAACUUGCUAGGGUUCGUGAGCAUAAUGAAGCUGUUCUAAGGGACGCAGCAAUUGCUUCAACCUCCUACUCCCAAGCUUUCGGUGAACAUGAGGAAGCGGUUGAGGACAACAAAAUGGGUCGCAAGACAAAGAAGCCAACACUUAAUUCCAUGUUGCGGAAGAAAAUUACUGCAAAGGAUAGGAUAUCAAAGAGGCUUUUGAGCGCACGUGCAACUGAUGCUUCAAUCCAUCAGCUUAUGCAAGGGGCGGACUUAAAAUACCGAGAAGCUUUCCCCAAUCAGUGGUAGACUGAAAAUAUAUGAAUUCUUGUAACUUAGGAGUUCCAGGUGAACUUGGAAAUACUAUUGAUUGACACAAAGCUCAGGGAGACCUUGGUAGCAGUUACAGAAUGGAGAAAAAAAAAAAAAUUUUUAGCUCAUCACUGAAGGAUGAAGGUGCUUCAGAGUCAUAAUCAAACUCUACAAAGCACAAGUAUAUUUUAUGAAGCGGAAAUUUGAAUUUUGAUUGUUGGGAAUCCUUAAAUGAGAAAAGACACCUUAAUGCAAUGGAUGAUAUUGUCUCCAGAUUCAGCAUAGGGUAUUUACUUGCUGCAGGGAGGGAGAUGUGCAAUGAGUUGGUCAUUUAAAUUUAGAACACUGACCAUGGUUAGAGAUCAUUGGAAGAUUAGAAAGACUGAUUAAAUGAAGAUCAUUGCUUUUAUCUCUGUAAAGAGUGGGGAGAAAACCACUUUGUUCUUUUAUCAUUAUAACAAUAAAUACAGCAAAGUUGUUACAUUUGCACCGUUUCAUCUCAGUAUGAGAAAGAAAAGAAUUUCCGGCUAUA